Mugil cephalus (flathead mullet) is the source of this 1275-nucleotide messenger RNA. RefSeq names its product proline-rich protein 36-like. Lineage: Eukaryota; Metazoa; Chordata; Actinopteri; Mugiliformes; Mugilidae. The record is from RefSeq and is a predicted model, not a curated record. The coding region runs from base 1 to 1275 and encodes 424 amino acids. The transcript is spliced from 5 exons.
AUGCACUCCCGGGCAUGGCAAGAGACUCAACCUGCCCCCGACCUGGUUGUGGUGUACCUGAGUCGAAUUAUUUUUAAGCUGGUUUUAGCUCCUCAAGCUGGUGGUGCCUCCAACAUGCCGGCCAGCUAUGCCGACACACGGUGGCACCACAGUGUCCGUUUCUCUUUAAAGGAGGUUGAUGGAAAGCACCCGUGGAUGUCAAGGCUUGACAUCUCACGGAAGCUCAUCCUGAAAACUCUGAAGUUCACCUCAGACGACCUCAACUGUGUUCUGACCUUACCCUUUAACAAGGGCUUUGACGCUCUGAAUGUGGAGGUGCAAACAGUGCAACAACAGCCUCCCUCCUACCAGCCAGCCUACCUCCCUCCUUCCAGCCUCCCUCACUCCUCCGCGGCUAUGUUCCUGCGUGCUACAGCCUCCCUCCCUCCAGCCAGCCAGCUUCCCUCCAUUCUCCCUCCAGCCAGCCUCCCUCACAGCUCCGCGGCUAUGUCCCUGCGUGCUACAGCCUCUCUCCCUCCAGCCAGCCAGCCUCCCUCAAUCCUCCGCGGCUAUGUCCCUCCGUCCUCCAGGGCCCUCCAGCCUCCCUCCAGCCUCAGUCCGCUAGGGCAGAGCAUAGCCACAGCCACAGAACUUCGCAACCCUGGUAGUCCAAACCUCCCUCACAGCGCUGUGGCAAAGUCCCAUGCCUCUCCAGCCUCCUCACCUCUGUCCUCCAGCCUCAAUCCCCCCCACCAGCAGGUCCCCAGGGACUCCACACUGUCCCAGCAUAGCCACAGCCACAGAAUCUUCGCGCCCCUGGUACUCCAAACCUCCCUCACAGUGCUGUGGCAAAGUCCCACGCCUCUCCAGCCUCCUCACUUCCGUCCUCCAGCCUCCAGCCUCAAUCCGCCCCAGCAGCAGGUCCCCAGGGCCCCCACACUGUCCCAGCAUAGCCACAGCCACAGAAACUUUGCGCCCCUAGUACUCCAAACCUCCCUCACAGCGCUGUGGCAAAGUCCCACGGCGCUCCAGCCUCUUCACUUCUGUCCUCCAGCCUCAAUUCGCCCCACCAGCAGGUCCCCAGGGGGCUCCUCGCCUAAGCCCCACCGCCACUGCCACAGCCACAGAAACUUUGCGCCCCUGGCACCCCAAACCUCCCCUCACAGUGCUGUGGCUAGGUCCCAUGGCGCUCCAGCCUCCUCACCUCCGUCCUCCAUCCUCCAGCCUCAGUCCGCUCCACCAGCAGGUCCCCGGGGGGCUCCACACUUAAGCCCCACCGCCACUGCCCCAGCAUAG